Messenger RNA from Aspergillus uvarum CBS 121591, 1392 nucleotides. Its product is annotated as heterogeneous nuclear ribonucleoprotein HRP1. The transcript is spliced from 4 exons. The record is from RefSeq and is a predicted model, not a curated record. Gene Ontology annotation, molecular function: RNA binding. NCBI's taxonomy places the organism in Eukaryota, Fungi, Ascomycota, Eurotiomycetes, Eurotiales, Aspergillaceae. Bases 1 to 1392 code for a protein of 463 amino acids.
AUGGCCAGGAAAAUGUUCAUUGGUGGCUUGAACUGGGAGACUACGGAUCAGUCCCUGAAAGAUUACUUCUCUCAGUUUGGAGAGGUACAAGAAUGCACUGUGAUGCGAGAUAGUGCUACGGGUCGCUCCAGAGGAUUUGGAUUUUUGACAUUCAGAGACCCGAAAACUGUCAAUACCGUCAUGGUUAAGGAACACUAUCUGGAUGGCAAGAUUAUUGAUCCCAAGCGUGCAAUCCCGCGUGACGAACAGGAAAAGACCAGUAAAAUAUUUGUUGGUGGCGUGAGCCAAGAGGCAAAUGAACAUGACUUCAGAGAUUUCUUCACCCAAUUUGGGCGUGUGAUUGAUGCCACCCUGAUGAUUGACAAGGAUACUGGUCGUCCCCGUGGCUUCGGAUUCGUGACCUUUGACAGUGAAGCGGCCGUCGAAGCGGCUCUCUCCCGUCCUCUGGAAAUCCUCGGGAAGCCGAUUGAGGUAAAGAAAGCCCAACCAAGAGGAAAUCUGCGCGAUGAGGAAGACCGCCGAUUCCGCCGUGGCAGGGAAGGUUUCCGUGACGGUGGCGCAAUGGGAAGCGAUGGUUCGCAACCACAAGCCGGUGCCCAAGGCCAAGGUAGCAUGGCUGGUGGACUCACCCCCCAGAUGAUGGCCCAGUAUUGGCAGAGGAUGCAGCAGUACUUUGCCCUGAUGCAACAGCAGAUGGCCGUUGCUGCGGCUCAAGGCCAAGGCAUGGGCGGGAUGGGAAUGGGCGGGAUGAACCCAGCCAUGAUGCAACAGAUGCAGCAAAUGAAACAGAUGCAGCAAAUGCAGAUGGGGAACAAUCAAGCACCACAAGAGAGUCUUAGCCCUCCGUCGCAGAGCGCAACGCCCCAAACAAUGGCACCGAACAUGAUGAAUCCCGCCAUGAUGCAGCAGAUGCAGCAGAUGCAGCAGAUGCAGAAUCAAGGUCAAGCCAGCAGUUCCGGAAGCAUGGCCGGUCAGAUGGGGGGUGGGGGCAAUGGAAUGAACAUGGCCGCAGCCAACGCAAACGGGAAUUACUCGAAUCAUCGUGGUGGACCUGGCUACAAUGCUCAGGAGCAAAUCGCCUUUGAGCAACAAAAGUACGAGCAGCAACAGGCACGCCGAGCCAUGGAAAACCGAGCUUUCUCUCCCUACCAACAAGGUGGGCCAACUUCUUGGGAAGGUAUGUAUGAUGAAGUACCUCAGCCGAACAUCCCGACCGGGCCCCAGGCCAUGACCCGCGCGGGGAGCAUGGGACGCGGUCCGACUCCGCAACCUCAAAGUGCUGCUCCAGCCAAUGCUCCAACCGGCCCGAAGAAUGCCGGCAAGCCAGGCGCUAACUAUCGCGGUGGAGGCCGUGGAGGUCACCGGGGCUUCCACCCUUACUCGCGCGGUUGA